Lates calcarifer (barramundi perch) is the source of this 2465-nucleotide messenger RNA. It is a transcript of the gene fibina, whose product is annotated as fin bud initiation factor a. The record is from RefSeq and is a predicted model, not a curated record. Lineage: Eukaryota; Metazoa; Chordata; Actinopteri; Centropomidae. The coding region runs from base 1291 to 1992 and encodes 233 amino acids. The transcript has a single exon.
AGCCAACAGUAAUGUGAUUUAUUUUUUUUGUAUUUUCCAUUCUUCCACAUUUUGUUUAUUGAAUAAUAAGGACUGUUAUAUAUCGUUUUUGAAAAAUCUGUGUUUUUUUUCAUCUGCACCAUAUUUUCUAGCAACAACAACUCAAACUCCAGAUGCAGUAUGGAAUAUGAAUGGAUGGAUCAAACAGAGGACAAAACCAGCCCUGUGUUUACAGCUCGCCAUAUGUUUCCAGUUUGUGUGAGUACUGCUGACAUGCUGAGAGCCGUAUCUGAGACCACCUAGUGAUGAUAUAAUUAUCCGAGACAGGAUGUGCAGUAGAGGGGAUCAGAGCCCAGGGGACUCUCCCUCGAUGCAGUAAUGUAAUCACCUGACUGAAGUCAUCAGAGGGAGAUCUAACUACUCUACUCUGACUCUCACAGUCUGAGAAAGCAACAAAAAUAGAAAGACGUCUACAUUCUUUUAAGAUUCACUAAAUCUGUUGUGCUUAACUUAAAUAUCCAAACCUUAUUCUUACUGUGUAUUCUGAGGCCUUUUUUAUGUAUGAAUGUAUUCAGACAGGGCUUCAAUAUUUAAUAAUUAGUCCCUCGCAUUCAAAGAUCUUGGUUGUAUUAUGUAAAAAUCAGGACUUUUAAAGGAAACAUAACAAUAUUUCAUUUUAAAGAAAAUUUCAAGUUAUAUAUCGUUUUAAUGGUCAGCGUUUGGACCUUGAGAGACCUGUACUUUGGCCUAUGAAGGCUUCCGUUGGACUUGCCUACCAGGACUUGAGACUUCUUUGGAUUUCUUCCAAAAUACUUACAUUUGUCUUGUUGUUUUCAUGCACUAAUUGAUUUCUUCUUCUUCUUCUUCUUUCUUUUUUUUGGGAAAAAAAACCUAAGAAAUGUUUCUUGUUAUGGAAACACAAGAACAAAAGGGAAAAUGCAGUUUGAGCUGCUGAUGAUCUGCACACAACAAGAUUAACACCUAAUUACCUAAUAAACAGAUGUUUUAUUGAGGACUCCCAUUAAAUAACAACUAGGCUAAAUAAAUAAAAUUAUAUAUAAUUAUAAUUACUAAUGCUAUAAAAUAAACAACAUUGAAAUAAAACAGUCUCUGCUCUAAUAUAUUAAUAAGAUGGGGUAUUAAUAGUAUAACAGUAUAAACUUGGUCACAUUGUUUCGUGUGACUUUUGCUUGAAAGCAGCCUCGUGGCUCUGCACUGACACAGUGUGGUUGCAGUAACCGGGGGCCACCGGGGGCCCUCUCCACUUUAACAGGCGGUCUGUGCCUUUUAGGUGACGGGGAGCCGUGUAACAUGAGUCGGGAUGAAAACUGUGCGCCGGAUCCUUCUGCCAGUGCAGAUGCUGGUAAGAGAGAGAGGAGGUGCAUGAUGGAUCCCGUCCCACUGCUGCUCAUCAUAGUCACAUCUUUACCAUUUUGCUCGGCAGUCUACGAAGGGCCCCUCCAACCGGAGAUCUCUAAUGGCACCUUCCAUCACUUCUUUGUCCCGGACGGGGAUUACGACGAGACCGAGGACCCGGAACAGUGCCAGAUGCUGUUUAAAUUCUCGGAUGUGUAUCCAUGUGGGGCCUCCGAGGAACGCGACUCCGUGGUGCGAGACGACUUCAUCAUCACCAAGCUGCAGGCGGAGGACUCGGCGCGGCUGCUGGAGAGCAUCGGCCGGACUGUGGCGCACGACCUGGACGGAGAGGACAGCUACGGCAAGUUCCUCCAGCGGGAGAUCUCCCAGAUCGGCGAGGCUUUUUCAAACGUGGACAAGUCUCUGCUGGAGCUGGAGGUGAAGUUUAAACAAAGUCAAGAAACCGAGCUGAGAGAGGAGCAACAGUUGAACGGCUAUGUAGUGAAGCAAGUGAGUGACAUCAGGGACGCUCUGAGGGAGACUACGGACAUCUCUCUGGGACUUAAAGAUAAACACGAGCUGCUUACUCUCAUUAUCCGCAGCCAUGGCACCAGACUGAGCCGCCUGAAGACCGAGUAUCUUAAUUUUGGCUCAUAGGGGCUUCAUGUGUGUAUAACUGUGUCUCUGUGUGUGUGUGUGUGUGUGAGAGAGAGAGAGAGAGAGAGAGAGAGAGAGUAAGGACCCUCCAGUUCAACAAACAACUGGAAAGUUCAUUGUGGCUUAUGAAUAUCCCUCAUAAGUAUUUGAAUAUCUCUGACCUUUUGGUUAUUCCCAUUCCUUGGAACUUGUGUCAUUAAAGGGAGCUCUAACAAAAACAUCAACACAUUCCUCUGAGUCAGGAAGGAAAAAGGAAAUGUGAACAUAAAUUAUGUCUGCGAGGAACCCUCUGUGCCACUUCUGAGGAGGAAUUUUAUCCAGUAGAAAGUUAUGAAAAUAAAAGUCGUCCAGUUGGAUUUAUAGGCUUCUGGAUCAGUAAAACGACCAAACUUUCUGUCUGUACGGUUCAAAAUAUGAUGUUUACAAUUUUAGGUUAUUAUAACUGAUUAAAUAAAAGCUUAAUUUUCAUCAUA